Molecule: messenger RNA, 4032 nt
Organism: Oncorhynchus nerka (sockeye salmon)
Lineage: Eukaryota; Metazoa; Chordata; Actinopteri; Salmoniformes; Salmonidae
Product: protein FAM222B-like
Exons: 4
Coding region: 566-3031 (821 amino acids)
Source: RefSeq, a predicted model, not a curated record
AGGCAAGUCAGUUAAGAAAUUCCGAUUUACAAUGACGACCUACCGGGAAACAGUUGGUUAACUGCCUUGUUCAGGGGCAGAACGACAGAUUUUGACCUUGUCAUCUCGGGGAUUCGAUACAGCAAUUUUUCGGUUACGGGCCCAACGCUUUUCGGUUACCGCCCCAGUUAGUCUUGCGAUACUUUAUUAAUUUGAGCCAAAGCCUGUCACUCAUUCAAUCAAUCCUUAUCAUAAUUCGUUUUUAAUGCAUCUGGAAGAAUCUCAGGACUUUCAUCUCAUCAGGAAUCUCAAGGAAUAUAAAUCAGGCAUUGAGUAUGCACACCUAAAAUAUGCGUAAUAAAGGUCCUAAAACUCACAGAGUGCCCACUGCGCAUGUGUUCUCAAAGUUGCUGUUGCAGAAAGCAAGCAAAUACCAGAAAUAAGGCAUUGGUGAGCUAACAACAUAACCAAAAUAUCUAUGUUCGAUCAUCUCGCUAAAAUGACGUUUUCGCAAAUGCCUUUCUCUUGACUUCGCGGGGACAUGGUGAGGAGAGCGUUUCCCAUGUUGCAUUAGUGGAAGUGUGACAUGCUGGCCUGUCUGCCAGCUUCAUCAGGUGAACCUACCCCCCGAUUUCUCUCCCACACGCAGAUGAACACUGGACUUCAGCAAUGGGAUACUACACAGAAGAUGAAAUCUGCCAACUAUCCAACCCCAGCAGAAUUGGAUGCCUUUGCUAAGAAAGUCGCCAACAAUCCUCUGACCAUAAAGAUCUUCCCCAACAGUGUCAAAGUACCACAGAGGAAGCACAUCCGCCGCACUGUGAACGGGUUGGACACAUCCAGCUCCAGCCAGCGCCAGAGUUCUUACCCGUCUCAGGUCAGCAGCACCAGAGCGGGCCUCCUGGCCGUCCUCCGCACUUCGCCUGGCAAAGGCGUCCUCACAGACACGGACAGCAGCCGAGCCCAUCUGCUUCCCAAACCAUCCAUGAACCUCCACAGCGGGCCAUACGUUGCUCAGAGCACUUUAAACCUCCCCCAGCCUGUCCCCCACCUCCAGGGCAUGUCUCAAACCCAGCCCCAGGCAUUGGCACAGAAACAGGGCCAUCCACAGCAUGCUCUGCAGCACAACAUGCCUCACCCCAUGACUUCACAGCCACCGAAUAUGCCUCAAACUUUACAGCAACAGAACAUGGCCCACACUCAAACUUUACAGCUGCAACAAAGCUUGUCCCAGCUGCAAACGGUACAGCACAAUGUCCAGCGGCAGCAGAGUUUGCCUCACACGCAGACUUUACAACAGCAGCAGCAGCAAAAUCAGACUCGGCCACAAACCUUACAACAGCAGCAGCAACAACCGCAGCAUAUUCUUCGUCCUCCAACUCUGCAGGACCAGACUCUUCCCCACCAACAAGCUUUACUACAGCAGGCUCGGGCUCAAGGUCUCCGGCACCUGCCUGAGGUAGCCCAGGCCCAGCCGCCACCUAGUCUGCAACUUUCCCAGGGCCUGCAGCACCCCCACUGCCUGCCCCAGUCACAGCCUCUCCCCCAGGGCCUGCGACACCUGUCUGAUGUGGCCCAGCCACCCAGUCUGCAACAUUCCCAGGGCCUCCCCCCAUCUCAGCCUCUCCCCCAGGCCUCCAGUGCUGGCCCUGGCUCCCCCUCUGCUUCCAAUGCCCUGCAACCCCAGCCAGGCCCCCCCUAUGGCCCCAGGAAGCUGCCAGAUGCAGACGCCCCACCAAACGUAACCGUAUCUACCUCCACCAUCCCACUGUCCAUGGCGGCCGGCCUGCACCACAACCGGCCGGGCACUGACCUGAGCAGCAUCGUGCACCAGAUCAACCAGUUCUGCCAGGCUCGGGCUGGACUAGGCGCCACCUCGGUGUGCGAGGGCCAGAUUGCCAACCCCAGCCCCAUCAGCCGUAACCUCCUCAUCAAUGCCAGUUCCAGGGUCAACACACCCCACAACUUUGGCCUCCUUCCCUCGUGCCUGCUGGGCCACACAGAGAAAGCCCCUGGAGGGUCCCAGGGCCCUGCUGGUGCUAAUGGCCUACAGCCCAACAUGGCUGUCAUGAACCGGAUGCCACCUACUUUCCACACUGACACGAAGAAGCAGUUACAGCAGCAGCAGUUACAGCAGCAGCAGUUACAGCAGCAGCAGUUACAGCAAUUACAGCAGCAGCAAUUACAGCAGCAGCAAUUACAGCAGCAGCAAUUACAGCAGGCUCACCAGCAUCAACAUCAGUUACAGCAGCUCCAACAGGUUCACCAGCAGCAGCAACAACAUCAUCAGUUACAGCAGCAACAUCAGCUCCAACAGCAGCAAAUCCAACAGCAGCGCUCCUGGAACCAGCACCAGCUGGCUCACAUGCAGCAUCUGCCUGAUGAAGCCCAACCCUGCAAGAACCCCAGGAGGGAAGCCCCCUCUGGGCCUGGCUUCCCUGCCAAGACCCACAAUUACCCCCAAAAGCUGCUGGCCCCGCAGCCACAAUCUUUCCCCAUUAAACACCCAUCAGACAAGACAACCCCCUCGCCCCCCGUCACCGGCCCAGCGGGCGGCACCAUGCCAAGCUACACCAACGAGCGCUACUUGCAGGUUCCAUGGGACAGCGUCCUACAAGCAGCCGAAAGUGACGGUCUAGGCCCACAGGAUUUGCCCAUGGCCUUCCAGGGGGGCCCGGAAGGGGCCUCCAUAGACUGCAGCACACCAGGAUCACAGUAUCGACCUGGAGCCAGACCCGGGGUCCCAGACCUGGGUCAGACCAAGCUGAUGCAGCAGAAUGUGUCUGAUUACCUGUCUGGGGAUUUCCAGGCGUUCCAGCAGAACCCAGGCGCCAUGGGGAAGAUGCACAGGCCCCCCAUGGGUAGAGCUCCAGCCCAGAGCCCAGAGCUAGAAGUCACACAUUCUCGCCCCUCUCCAGAAGAAGUAGACUGCUCUUAUGACACUGAUGAACUCGCCAAUGAAACACAGGUAAUCAAGUGGUGUAUACUCAACAGGAAAUAUAGGCUUGCAAAGCAGAUAGAUCAAAUGUCAGCCUCUGUUAUAAGUCUUUGAUAAAUAUAGUAUUUGGCAAAGACAAUGCAUAAAGAAAUUGUGUAUCUGUCAGAAAAUAAAUGUUAUAUAAUUUUUUUUUGGGGGGGGAUAAGGUGUAUAUUAGGUGUAUACAUAUUUGGGGAAUUUUUGGUCAGUAAGAGACUCAAUUGUCCUUCCUUUCUGUAGGAGCCCACUGGUGAAGAUGCCCAGGUAUACCACGUAAGUCAGGAAGUUCGUCAAGAAUAUCUUUUUCAUUAAAAAAAAAAAUGUUACCUUUAUCUUACUGGCAAACUUGUACCACUUCUCCUCGAGAAGUCUGUGAAGAGGAUCAGCAUGUCAAGAUGAUUCUAGUGGAAGCAGGGUAGGACAUUUAAAGAAAGUCACUCUGAGAACACACCUAUACUAUACUGUAUAUGGGUCGUUGCACGAAAUUAGUGUUUUUUGAUAUUUUAAGUAGAAAUUGUGAACCAAUAUUGAAUUUUAAAAGCCUGUCAUAUUAAAUUAAGUGCCAUUUAAUAUAGACCACAUGGAGAAUCCAAUAAAUCUGUUUUUUUAUAUGAAUAAAGGCUUGCUAAAGUGCCAAAAUUCAGCGUUUUGACACCUUCCGCCGUCAACUGUGUCACUUCUAGGAAGAUUUUAACACACUCAAUCCCAAAAUGUAUGCAGUUUCACCAUUACUGAAAAGCCUUAGUUAUUGUGUUGCUUUGACAAUGUAAUUUCUGAAGACUAUUAUUUAAAUAAUACGUUAUAUUUAACCAUGUUGUUGUUAUGUUGCUACCAUGCUGUGUUGUCAUGUGUUGCUGCCUUGCUAUGUUGUUGUCUUAGGUCUCUCUUUAUGUAGUGUUGUGUUGUCUCUCUUGUUGUGCUGUGUGUUUUGUCCUAUAUUUAUAUUGUAUUUAUUUUGUAUUUUUAAUACCAGGCCCCCAUUCCCAAAGGAGGCCUUUAGGUAGGCUGUCAUUAUAAAUAAUAAUUUGUUCUUAACUGACUUGCCUAGUUAAAUAAAGGUUAAUUAAAUUAAAAUA